GAACGCCUUCCGCUGCAGAAGAAGAUGAUGUCUCUCACUUUGAAAUGUUGUUUUCUCGUGGUGAAGACACUAACCUGACACUUGAGAAGUUUUCUAAAGCUCUCCGAGGUUAACAGUUUCACUUGUUUAUUAUAUUUACAGUUGGCCGAGGUGGGAUAAGAGGUGUCUGGUCCAAUGUCGAGUCGGUUCAUUGUGUUUGUGGAUGGUUGAGCUAGCUGUUUUUAGCUAACAGUGAUGUCCGCGUCGUGGACAGAGCGCCAGGGACAGGUGGGAGACCUGAGACACCAGAGCAGAGAGGAGCUGAAGGAGCUGCUCCUCAGACAGGAGAAGAUACUCAACAACAAGAGGUUGUUACAGACUCUUCCUGACAAAGGAAAAAAAAUAAGAGAAUUUGCAGAGAAAGUGCACCUUGCUAUUGAACAGCGUGAUGAAGAAGAGAGAAAGCAAAGCUUGGUGUCUGCUGCCAGGACUGAGUUACAGUCCAGGUAUCAGCAGGCUUUCACUAGGCAACAAUGUGCUACAGGUGACAUGAUACAGGAGAUCCACGUCUCACCUGUUGCAGCUCACACGCAGGAACACAAAUAUCUGGACGAGCAACAGGAGCAGCGUAUGUCCGAAGCAACUGCUGAAGAAACCAUGGAGACUGGUGCCAGGGCCUCCCUGAACUCUGACGAGACAAAAGAAGGUGACCUUGUGGAAGCCUUGGAAAGGGUCAGACUCUCAGAGACUGCAAGUACUGGUUCCAGUAGUGUGACCAAAGACCCAUUAAAAAGCACACCAAAAGACAAUUACUUUCUCAGAACGCAAAUACCAGAUAAGCCUCAUUACUUAACUGUCCUGGAGAAAACAGAGACACUUUCAGCCUCAGUGAAGCAAAAAUUCAAACCAAAUCAGUUGCCCAACAGAAGUGACGUCUCUCCAUCAGGAUCUUUGUCACCCAGCCCUUCUUCUGAAGGCCUCUCCUCGCUAUCAGCUCAAGCCCGGAAAGAACGGGACAAAAAACACCUGGACGACAUCACUUCUGCCAAACUACCGCCUCUUCAUCACAAACCAGCCCAACUUCUGUCUCUCGACCAGUCGGUCGUCCUCCUGAAGGACCAGACAAAGAAACAACAGGAGUUGCAGGCCAAGCUGGCAGCCCAGAAACUGUCUGAGGGAUUGAAGAUCUCUUUGGGGAGCUACACUCCUGACGGCGGCCCCAUGGCUGCCUACAGAGAGGUUCACGAUGAGGGAGCCCAGCUCUCCUCAGACGACGACUGAUCCUGAAGGCCAGAGCUGGGGAAACCGGGGUGACCUUGGCCCUGAGAGAAACAGGCUUUGGACCUCGCAAUCAGGACCCAUCAAGCAGGAUUUCCACUCCAAGGACAAGAAUUCUCCGAGAGGAAAAGGGUCUUUGCCUGGUGUGACGGCAGCUCAGGAGACUGAAUGGCAGGUUAAAAAACUAGCUUAGUUAAGUGUCUUUCAGUUGAGUUCGGGCUCUGUUGUUCAUCUGUCCUGCAGGAAUAAUAACACCUGCUGCUGACCAAGAGGCUUACAUUUGAAUAAUUAUCUCCAGUCUGAAUAAUGAGGGGGAUUUUUCUCAUCAUUAUACUUGAAUAUUAAAGAUGUUGCUCACUAUCGAUGGUGUUUUGAGCCUCAGUUAAGUUUUGCAUGUUCAAAACUGUAUUUGAUUUGUUAGUAAUUUUACACGCCAUGAGGGUGUUUGCAGUUUGAGGAAGGAAAGACGAUUUUUCAGCAGUUACUGAAAUUUUUGUACCUUUUACUUUCUGGUGUGAGCGUACAUGAUGUCAGUUUUACUUCAGGUAAAAUUUACCUGAAUAUCCAACAGUAGAUUCAUCAAUAUCAAUAUUAAGGUUCAUACACUGUGAUAAAAUCAUAUAAAACAGGUAGAGCUGACUUUUUAUCUGUUUUCAGCUUUCACCAUAAAAUCGAGCAGGGAGUUGUUUCAGAUUUGGAUACAGUUUGUAAAAGAACCUAAUAAAUUCAUCUGAU
This is a messenger RNA of Sphaeramia orbicularis (orbiculate cardinalfish), 1992 nucleotides long. RefSeq names its product RNA polymerase II subunit M (gene polr2m). The record is from RefSeq and is a predicted model, not a curated record. Bases 235 to 1260 code for a protein of 341 amino acids. Lineage: Eukaryota; Metazoa; Chordata; Actinopteri; Kurtiformes; Apogonidae. Gene Ontology annotation, molecular function: transcription elongation factor activity. The transcript is spliced from 4 exons. Gene Ontology annotation, biological process: transcription elongation by RNA polymerase II; intracellular signal transduction. Gene Ontology annotation, cellular component: nucleus; intracellular anatomical structure.